Molecule: messenger RNA, 3299 nt
Organism: Dryobates pubescens (Downy woodpecker)
Lineage: Eukaryota; Metazoa; Chordata; Aves; Piciformes; Picidae
Gene: SLF2
Product: SMC5-SMC6 complex localization factor 2
Exons: 20
Coding region: 151-3234 (1027 amino acids)
Biological process (GO): protein localization to site of double-strand break; DNA damage response; positive regulation of double-strand break repair
Cellular component (GO): site of double-strand break; nucleus
Source: RefSeq, a predicted model, not a curated record
CAAAAAACACACCUCGUCCCCGGUGGCUCCCGCCCGCAGCCUCCGGAGGUGAGGGUCGCUCCGAACCGAGGCUUCUGUUUUGAUGAUGCCGGGAGCAGCCGGUCUCUUCGUUCCCGUCCGCCUCGUGGGGUCGGCCGGGCAACCCGCGCCAUGACCUGGCCGCUAGGCGUGGGCGUGCCGUCUCCGGGCUCGCCCGUGAUCGGGUCCCGACGCCAUUUUACGCCGGCAGCCACGGCCAGAGCGAUGGCCCAGGACUUCAGAAACAAGACCAUUACAGAGUUCUUCAAACCGAUUCUAAACCAAGACCUUGGCCAUAAAGACAGAACUGUGUUGUGCUCACCAGACAGAGGCAAUAUAAGAGAUGCAGGAAUUGGACUGUCAGUCCAGCAUUUUGAAAAGAAAAUACCUUCUCCAAAGGUCAGAAGAAAAAAGAUGCCAGACCAAAUACCAAACACAAGUCCUGUGGGGAAUGGCUGUCCUUUCAGAAAAAUACCAUAUCCUGCUUCAAGGGAGACUGCCUCAGAUGACCCACCUCAGCCAAAGCAGGUUUCAAAACAUGAGGCAUCUUCUCCAAGUGCACUGAAAACAUCACCUGAGAUGGCUGCUGGUAUAUGGAAAAGCCAGUCUGUUUCUCCAUGCUGCCUCCGAUUCAAGAUGUCUUCCGGGCGAUCCAAGCAGCUGGAAUUUGCUGGGAAAAGAAAACGCUCUGCUGUGAACAUGGAGGCAGAGCAUUCAAGUCAAUCUGAAGUAUCAAGUUUCAGUGACAAGGCUUUUAGCAGAUCAUCUGCAAAAUGCAAGAGCAGGAGGCCCAACUUUGUGAAAACUACCUUUCUGAAGUCUACUUGUGGUGAUGUUCUGCAACUGAUGGAGGCUGGCUCUUUACCUAGACAUGAUUCUGCUCUUCCAGAGGAGUACCUCAACUCAAGCGAUAGAAGUGAGAAAAAUAAUUGCUCUGUCAGUUUGUCAUCUUCACAUCCUACAUACAGUCCUGGUAAAAAUAACCAUAUUUCUGUUGUGGAUACCAAAGAGAAUCAAUUGCAGGUGGCUAACUCACGCUUUUUCUUGGAGAAGUCCCUUCCUUUUUCUCAGGAAAAGAGCACUGUGUUGCCUUCUCUUCACCACUUCACACAAACAAAAGGUACGAAGCCUCAGCUGCAGAAUGCUGCCUUAUCUCAGGUAUUGGACACUUCUUACAAGAAAGAGCAAGAUGGGAAAAGACCAGAAAGGCAUGCACACAAUAAAGCUUACAGUAUUCAGUUCAGCAGCAGUUCUUCAAAAACAAUAGACAAGCCUUCAGGAAAUGCUUCUGUUUCCUGUUCAGUUGCAGGCUCUGGGAAGCCUGCGUUUUCAGAGGAGACUGGUAAAAGUGCUCGCCCUUCAUUGCCUGUUAAAGAAUGCAUGGACAGUGGCCGUCUGUCUUCACAGCUCUCAGGAGAGUUACAAGUUGAAAGCACCUGUACAGACAAGUCCAAGUUGAAUGGAAGAUCAAAAAGCAGCUUUGACAGUGAAGAUGAGAAUUUAGAAUGCAGUCUGGAUGAUGAUGAUGACAGCAAUGAAGAAGAAGUAGUAUUCGUGCCGCUGCACGAAAUUCUCUCUUCAAGUCCCAAGCCGCAAGGAGGGACCCUGGAAGAAUUGUGUCUUGACAGUUUUGGUCAGGACACUAUGAAUCCAUUAAUGAAGCUUCAUCUUUCUAAGCCUCCUGUUGACAGCCAGGUGUCAUAUGUGAACAGCUUAGAACACCUCUUGAAGGAGAAAGAAGAAUCUAAAAGGAUAGAUGAACUAGAGAAGCAGUUACUGGAAGACAUGCAAGGAGGGGAAACGGAUUCCUCAGAUGGAGAAGACAAGGAGAAUGACAAUGGAGAUGAAGAUCUCUCAGAGGAACACAGGGCAUUUAUAAAGAGAUUUUCAGUAGUAGCUCAUGCCAUACCUAACAUCCACCCUGGAGAAGACAUAUUUGAUUUAUCAACCUGUGGGAAAAUCUUCAAUCAACAUAACCUUGACCUGAGGAAUUUUUACUUCAUCCCUCAAAAUCCUAAAGAAAAGCUCCUUCUUAGCUCUGGUGUGACACAGCAGCUUUCUUUAGCUGUUAAUGGUUUUUUAAGUUCUGCUUACAGUCGUGUCUUGUGUCCCAUACCAAUUCUAAAGUGGCUUUUCCAGAUGAUGUCUGUUCAUCCUGAUUAUUAUGUUUCCACUCAGAUUUUAGAUAGAUUGAUGGAGAUAACAGUAAAAAAUGCUUCCCUCAGUGACGAGCAGUCUAAACCAUGGACUCCUUCACUAGCUGAUGUGUCAACUGUUCUUGUCAACAUGGGUGCUGGAUUUAGAUCUCUCUUUCCAUUGCAGCAUCUUCAGCCCAAUUUUAAUGAGUGUGAUAUUUUAAGCCAGAUGCAAGAAACAGUGAGCAAACAGCCAAGAGGAGACCUGACCUCAGCCAGUCCAUCCUUCUCCAGUCUACCAGAAAACAAUUUAAUUAAUGUGAUCAAGUUUCUAGGUUUUUGUACAACAGUAAUUCAAGGUGGCUAUACUGAUCAAGAAAUACUGCUGCUGCUUCUGCUGCUGUUUAAAAUAAGCUUGGAGAAACAGUUAAAGCAAGUUCCUCUGAUAGAUUUUCAGUGCCUUUUCAUAAAGCUUCUGACAAGUAUAAAAGACUGGGAUACAAAGAUGCCUGAGCUCUGCCUGGCAGUGAGUGAACUCUCCAGCCAUCACCACAAUCUCCUGUGGCUAGUUCAGCUGGUGCCUAGCUGGAUAGUACGUGGACGGGAAGUAAGAAGACGUCUUAGCCUGGUGAUCAUUUUAAAGCUUCUUAAUAAAAAGGAUACAGAAAUACCUGAUGACAGUGACAAGCAGAUGUCUCUUCUGCAUCAUUUUCUGGUGUACAUGAAACCUUCUCAUCUACUGAAGAUGAUGAGAGAACAGCAGAAGCAGCAGAAUGCUGAUGGAGACCACCUUCAUACCGAGCUAGAACAGGAGGCAUACUACCUAAUCUACAUCCUCCUUCAUCUAGUCAGUGAAGCUAGUUUCUUUGAUGUUGUAAAUUCUAAUCAAAGGCAACACCUACUGAAGCUUUGUGGUGUCUUAGAUAAGCACAUAAAAUGUGAUAUUAGGGAAGAUGCAAGACUGUUUUAUCGAACAAAGGUGAAAGACUUAGUUGCUAGGAUAUAUGGCAAAUGGCAAGACAUGAUACAAACCACAAGGCCUACUCAGGGAAAGCUGCAUGACUUCUGGAAGCCAGACUAAUGAAAUGUUGCCUAGUUAGGGAAAAUUUACAGGAAAACUCUGGAACCAAGGGAGAUGUAGUCUGA